Molecule: messenger RNA, 909 nt
Organism: Laccaria bicolor S238N-H82
Lineage: Eukaryota; Fungi; Basidiomycota; Agaricomycetes; Agaricales; Hydnangiaceae
Exons: 8
Coding region: 1-909 (302 amino acids)
Biological process (GO): regulation of intracellular pH
Cellular component (GO): vacuole; membrane
Source: RefSeq, a predicted model, not a curated record
AUGUCAAGCACUACCUUCACCUCUGGUAACAACUUGACCAUCAGUGUUGAUGCGGACUCGGACGAGGAAUUCGAUCGAAAUGAGGGGCGGAGACCGGGUAUGGUCAAGAAACGAGAACGGAAACUAAUGCUUAAACUUGCCAUCUCUUUCUUCCUCUUCGGCCUUAUCAAUAACGCAGGCUACAGCGUCGGCUAUUUUGCUUCGGGCACCGGAGUUGCUGGCCUGCUCGGCGUGGUCUGGUGGGAGAUGCGUGGGUUGGGUGUCCGCGUUGGAGUGUGGGUUAUCAUCAUCUGUCUAUCUCGUCUGUUUGAACUCCUCGUCACUGACUCACCAACCUCUGAUCCGUGUUUCUCGACAAUCAAGUGGAUCGGUCCGACACUUCUGUAUCCUGUGCCAUCGGCGAAAGACCACUGGCUGCUCAGCAAGAUCAUUCACUCUGUCCGGGAUUACUAUCCCCUGUGGCAACUUGUCUAUCAAUCAACCGUCUUCCUGUCCAGAUCCUCCAUUUCAUUCGAGAUCCCUGCUCUUCCCCAAAGCAUGCUCCCGCUACUCGCCAUCAUUCAAGCCAUCAUCCUCGUCGUCCUAGCCUAUGAGUCAGCGGUAGGACUGUUUGAUGACGGCGAUGAGGUCUGGAGCGUCUUGCUCGUCUUCAUUCUAAUCAGUCUAGAAGAGAUCUGCGGCAGCUUGGCAUACGUCAACGUCUUCUAUCGCGUUACUCACGAACCUCCGGAUCCAAACACACGCAACAACAUUGAACGAACGCGUCAAGAACGCGAGUUCAAGAUUGGCUCUAUCGGAUUCGCGGAUUCGACUGGUAUCCUGUUUGCUUCCAUUUUUGCGGUACCUACCGAGUUGGAACUUUGCAAAGCGCAAGUCCAGAGGGGCAAGCUCCUUUGCAAAGGGCUUUAG